Messenger RNA from Aethalodelphis obliquidens (Pacific white-sided dolphin), 6089 nucleotides. It is a transcript of the gene FGD5, whose product is annotated as FYVE, RhoGEF and PH domain containing 5. Lineage: Eukaryota; Metazoa; Chordata; Mammalia; Artiodactyla; Delphinidae. The record is from RefSeq and is a predicted model, not a curated record. The transcript has 22 exons. Bases 219 to 4916 code for a protein of 1565 amino acids. Gene Ontology annotation, cellular component: cytoplasm. Gene Ontology annotation, molecular function: metal ion binding; guanyl-nucleotide exchange factor activity.
UCCCUGCCCCCGCCCAGCCCCGCCCAGCCCCGGAGGCUCGCACCCUCCAAGCCCCCACUUGCCCUGCGCGCUGCGCGAAGUCCGGCGCGCGCCGGGGGCGGGGCAGGCGCCACGGGGUGCGGGCCCCGCGGGGCGGCCAUGGAGUGAGGCGGCGCGCGGACUCGUGCUCGGAAGGACGGACGCACCGACGGGCGGUCCCUGGCUCCGCGCGCUGGAAGAUGAACAGAGCAGAUUCACCCAAACCACCAGUUGCUCCUAAGCCGAAGGCUGCCAGUCCCCUCACGCCAGUGACGGCACCCAAAUUCUCCUCGUCACCCCGGCGCGAGUGUCUUCACAGUCCCAACUCCAUGUCCAGGGGGCCGAAACCCCCCAUCGCCCCAAAGCCCAGGCUGGCUACCCCCAGUGAGUGGAGGGCCAGCAUCUACAUGAUCAACAGCUUGAACAAAUGCAGCAAUGGGAAGCUGCCCUGCGUAGACAGGGGGCUCUACGACGAGCACCGGUCCACCCCGGAAUGCUCCGAGCCCGAGGCAGACGAGGAUUACAUCGUGGCCCCCGGGGCUCCGGCAGCAGAGGACAGACCCAGGGAUGGGGGCUCCGUGGAGAAUGCAGUCACGGUGCCUCCGGAGGCCAGCGGUGGGGAGGAGUGCCAAGAGAGAGGCAAGGAGUGUGAGCAGGAAGGGGCAGCAGCUGCAGAGGACUGGGCAGCCCCGGCUGAAGCGGUGCUGGGUGGAGAGGACGAUGGAGGCGUCACCCCCACUCCUGAGAACAUGGAGGUGGAGGACUGUGCCUGUGCCCCGGGGGCAGAGGAGCAGAAGUUCACAAGUGACGACGAGGAGAAGCAGGUGGAAGAACACAGCGUGUACAGCCUGGAGGACGGGGGUGCUGGGGAUGGAGAGGCGGUCCUUCCAAGCGAUAUCAUUCUAACUCACCUAGAUGCAGAGGACCCAGCAGCUCGUGGUGAGGAGCCCAGGCCGCCUGUGACACCCGGGGAGUCAGAGGAGGAUGGUGAGGAAGGCCGCACCAACACAGAACUGGGGGCAUCAGACGAGUGUGUGGGCUCUGACGGGCCCCCUGAGCGGGACGCUGCCGAUGGCAGCGAGGAGCCCCCAGAGAACGAGGGGUUGGCCCCUGGUGUCCCGGAGGCGGAGGUGGCCACAGACAGCCCUGACAUCUCCCAGGAGGCGUGUGAAGAUGCCCCAGGAGGUGGCCAGGAUGGUCAGGAUGAGCCAGCUGAUCAGAAAGAGAAACCUGACCCAGAAGCAACAGCAGUGGUCACCCAGGAGGCAGGAGGGGACCCUCAAGAAGGUGAGGACCCUGUGCAGGAUGAAGGAGCUGAGGAGAGCUGCCAGAUCAUUCCUUUCGAGAGGGACUGUGUGGACGACUUUGUGGCUCCACUCUCAGGACGUCCCUACGAGUUCUUCCCAAGCGAGAGCACCUCUUUCUGUAGCGAGAGCUGCUCUCCUUAUUCCGAGUCAGCACAAAGCUUAGAGUCCGAGCAGGAGCCGCGGUCAGGGGAACGGGCGCAGCAGGACCCCGUGGCUGGGCCUGGAUGUGGCCGGCGUGGCUCCCUGCAGGGUGGCGCCGGGGAGGGACCCUCUGUCCCUGACGUGGUGGUCAUGCCAGAGGAGGAGGAUGCCGUGGACGACGCGCUCGCCAACCCCUAUGAGAUGGGCGUUGGCCUGGCGUGCGGGGUGGACCCUGGGGAGGAGGAGAAGCCUGAGGCACAGGCUGCCUCGGGCACCGCGAAUGGCUGUGGAUUGAAGGAAGAGGUGAGCUCUGAUGCGGAGGGCAGCCUGGUCCCCAUCGACAGGAAGAAUGUCACCACGAGGGCCAGGCCCCACUCCGGGAAGAUGGCUGGCUACGUCCCAGAAACUGUCCCGGAAGAAACGGGACCGGAAGCUGGCUCAUCAGCCAUUGGCAUUGGGGGUGUCACCAAGGAGGCGAGGAAGGCGGUCCUGUCAUUGGAGGGGAAGCCGCUGGACGUCGGCAGGGCCUUGCCAGCAAAGCCCAGAGCCUUCACUCUGUACCCGCGAUCGUUCUCCGUGGAAGGCCGAGAGAUCCCCAUGUCCCUGUGCCGGGAGCCCGAGGCGUGUGGCCUAGACGGCCACGGGAUCAAGAGGAAGGACGACAACCUCUCUCUGCCCUGCGUGAUUGGCUCCUCUGGCAGCUUCUCUCAGAGGGGCCACCUCCCAUCCAGCGGCACCUCCACCCCGUCUUCCGUGGUUGACAUCCCGCCCCCUUUUGACCUGGCCUGCAUCACCAAAAAGCCCAUCACAAAGAGCUCCCCCUCGCUCCUGGUGGAGAGUGAGCCCCCGGACAAGCACACCAAGAAGAAGAAGCCGUCCUUUAAGCGGUUCCUGGCGCUGACGUUUAAGAAGAAGACAGAGAGCAAGGUGCACGUGGACGUCAACGUGUCUUCGUCCAGGUCCUCCUCAGAGUCCAGCUACCAUGGGCCGGCCCGGCUCCUGGAGAUGGACCGGAGGAGCCUCAGCAACUCCCCGCAGCUCAGAGCAAGGACCGGCAAGCUCCGGGCUUGCGACUCGCCCUCCUCCCUCAUCUUCUACAGGGACGGCAAGAGGAAGGGCGUCCCCUUCAGCAGGACGGUGUCCAGGGUGGAGUCCUUCGAGGACCGCUCCCGGCCUCCUUUUCUGCCCCUGCCCCUGACCAAGCCGCGCUCCAUCUCGUUCCCCAACGCUGACACUUCGGACUACGAGAACAUCCCGGCCAUGAACUCGGACUAUGAAAAUAUCCAGAUUCCACCUCGGAGGCCCCCAAGGGCCGGGACGUUUACGAAGCUGUUUGAAGAUCAGAGCAGAGCCCUGUCCACAGCAAACGAGAAUGACGGCUAUGUGGACAUGAGCAGCUUCAACGCCUUCGAGAGCAAACAGCAGAGUGCAGACCAGGAGGCAGAAAGCGCCUACACAGAGCCCUAUAAGGUCUGUCCCAUCUCGGCAGUGGCCCCCAAGGAGGACCUCACGUCGGAUGAAGAGCGGGGAAGCUCGGAGGAGGAGGACAGUGCUCCAAGAGACCCCAGCCUCACCCACAAGGUGGACGGACAGUCCAGAGCCCACGUCAUAGCACAGGAACUGCUGUCUUCAGAGAAAGCAUACGUGGAGAUGCUCCAGCACCUACAUCUGGAUUUCCAUGGAGCUGUCAUGGGGGCCUUGGAUGAGAUGGACCAAGAGGGCAAGGACACGUUGGCCAGGGAGGAGCUGCGACGUGGCCUGAGUGAGCUCCCACCCAUCCGCGACCUUCACCAGGGGAUCCUGGAGGAGCUGGAGGAGAGGCUGUCACACUGGGAGAGCCAGCAGAAGGUGGCUGAUGUCUUCCUGGCCCGGGAGCAGGAGUUUGAGCACCAUGCCGCUCACAUCCAGCAGUUUGAUAGGUACCUGAGUCUGCUGGGUGAGAAUUGCCUCCAUGCCCCCCGGCUAGCAGCUGCCGUCCGAGAAUUUGAGCAGAGUCAGCAAGGAGGUGGCCAGAACGUGAAGCACCGGCUGCUGAGGGUGGUUCAGCGCCUGUUCCAGUACCAAGUGCUCCUCACAGACUAUUUAAAUAACCUUUGCCCGGACUCGGCUGAGUACGAUAACACACAGGGUUCGCUGACCCUCAUCUCCAAGGUCACAGACCGCGCCAAUGACAGCAUGGAGCAAGGGCUGCCUGUGGACACUGCACCAGGCCUGCUCUGGACUAGUGGCCUCCACCUCACGCCUGCUGGGAUCGGGCUAGGACUCUGCCUGAGCCAUGGACGGGCAGGUCCAGAUAACCCAACCCCGAUGCAGAGCUCAGUGGCUGAAAACCUACAGAAGCUGGUCCACAUCGAGCACAGCGUUCGGGGCCAAGGGGAUCUCCUCCAGCCAGGAAGGGAGUUUCUGAAAGAAGGGACACUGAUGAAAGUAACAGGGAAAAACAGACGCCCCCGACACCUGUUUCUGAUGAGUGAUGUGCUCCUGUACACGUAUCCCCAGAAGGAUGGGAAGUACCGGCUGAAGAACGCAUUGGCGGUGGCCAGCAUGAAGGUCAGCCGCCCUGUGAUGGAGAAAGUGCCCUAUGCCCUGAAGAUCGAGACUUCCGAGUCCUGCCUGACCCUGUCUGCAAGCUCCUGUGCAGAGAGGGACGAGUGGCACAGCUGUCUGAGCAGAGCCCUCCCUGAGGACUCCAAGGCCCAGGCUCUGGCUGCCUUCCAGCAUAGCGUGGAGAUACGGGAGAGGCUGGGGGUCAGCCUGGGGGAGAGGCCCCCGACCCUAGUGCCUGUCACACACGUGAUGAUGUGCAUGAACUGUGGCUGUGACUUCUCCCUCACCCUGAGGCGCCACCACUGUCACGCCUGCGGCAAGAUCGUCUGCCGGAACUGCUCAAGGAACAAGUACCCUCUGAAGUACCUCAAGGACCGCAUGGCCAAGGUGUGUGACGGCUGCUACGGGGAGCUGAAGAAGAGGGGCGGGGACAUCCCAGGCCUGAUGAGAGGGCGGCCCGUGAGCAUGAGCUUCCCCCUGUCCUCCACCCGCUUCUCGAGUAGCGCCUUCUCAUCCGUCUUCCAGAGCAUCAACCCCUCAGCCUUCAAGAAGCAGAAAAAAGUCCCUUCGGCACUGACCGAGGUGGCCGCCUCCGGAGAGGGCUCCGCCAUCAGCGGUUAUCUCAGCCGUUGUAAGAAAGGGAAGAGGCACUGGAAGAAGCUCUGGUUUGUCAUCAAAGGCAAAGUGCUCUACACCUACAUGGCCAGUGAGGACACAGUGGCCUUGGAGAGCAUGCCCCUCCUAGGUUUCACCAUUGCGCCAGAAAAGGAGGAGGGCAGCAGCGAAGUAGGACCUAUUUUUCACCUUUACCACAAGAAAACCGUAUUUUAUAGCUUCAAAGCAGAGGAUACCAAUUCGGCUCAGAGGUGGAUCGAAGCCAUGGAAGAUGCGAGUGUGUUAUAGCAGUUAUCAAGCACGUGGACUCAGAGUACACUCUUAGGUUGAUGCGUGGACCCUUCCAGAAGCCAAUCUGUGUCUCCACUCAUCUGGACACACAUCUCGAUUCAGCAUGGGGGCUGACCUUGUUUGCUGUAACCCCUCUCUCACACCUUCACAAGUGGAACCCUUAAGGGAUAUUUAUGGACCUUUUCUGUCUUCGUGUUUUCCACCCCCGCCCCAGGCAUAAACUAUUUCCUUUUCCAGUAGUGAGUUAAAAUUUAGUAACAUGAAGACGUGGAAACCAAUAGAGAAGUACAUUUUAGAAAUGCAAGCUUUUUAGUAGAAACAAGCUUUUACAAUUUUUACUCCUGGUAAACAUGAUGACCUUUCACGUUGUUGAUGUCAGUGCCUCAGGUGAAAUGAGAAACAACCAGCAAAUAACAGCUACUCUCAUCAAAAGCACUUUAUUGUUUUACUGAGCAACAACCUCCAGUUUUAUUUUUUCCAAGGGAUUUACUUAAGUAAAUGGUAGAUGGAGUCCUGUGGACUAAUCUGCCACCAGUACUGGCUGUGGCGCAAGGAGGCGACACCAGGAGGGUCUCCCUUACCACGGAGGGUGCAGGGCCACGUGGCACUGGAGCACAAGGGGAGGACUCUCUCCUCCAAGUGCCCGCCCGCCCACUCGACCUGCAGACCGACAGGGCUUCCGAAAGGAGAUAUUCCUUCCUCCCCACAGCAGUCCCAACGCCAGAGUAGUGCGGGAAACUCCACUGCUGGCAGAUCCGGCCCCCGCCCCCAGAGGUCACUGCAGACCCUCCGAAGAGACAGAGGUCUGCUUUAAUUUAUUGUGUGCCUUCCUGAGUUUACCCCGCACAAGCUGACGUCGUUACGCUUGUGAGAACUCUUCUUGUUUUCGACACGGUGAUCCUUCUGCUGUAUUCCUGAAGCCUUGAAAGAGACAAAAGGAGAGAAAACAAGAUGCAAUCAGAAGGUGAAUUCGUGGUCUUGGCCAGUGGCUCUGGACACAGUGAGGGAGCACAGAAAUAGUGGCUUGAAGAUCCUCUCUGGGCGCCUGGGGCUCAGUCACCUCCCCGCUGAUGACUGCUGCUCAUGAUGCUGGACGUGUUUUUACAUAAAGCAGAGUGGUGGGGGGACUCCUUGUUACUCUCAUCGAAAUAAAAAACCAUCAUCACACUU